This is a messenger RNA of Octopus sinensis (East Asian common octopus), 1189 nucleotides long. RefSeq names its product glyoxylate reductase/hydroxypyruvate reductase-like. Gene Ontology annotation, molecular function: NAD binding; glyoxylate reductase (NADPH) activity; hydroxypyruvate reductase [NAD(P)H] activity. The coding region runs from base 40 to 1020 and encodes 326 amino acids. The record is from RefSeq and is a predicted model, not a curated record. Lineage: Eukaryota; Metazoa; Mollusca; Cephalopoda; Octopoda; Octopodidae. Gene Ontology annotation, cellular component: cytosol. The transcript has 4 exons.
UAUUAACAUUUCAGUAGCUUGCGAAAUAACAGUAAUAUCAUGGCUUUGGUAGUGAAUUUUAGUGAACAUUUUUAUGAUAUGCCUGAUUUUAAGAGAUUUUUCUCCAAUGUUGUAUUCCGUAAACAAAAUAUGGUGACUCUCAAAGAACUGGAACAAAAUCCUUCACUCUGUGAGAAGGUUGUUGGCUUGUAUGUACAAUCGGGCCUAAAUAAUAACCAAAAAUUCCGUGGAUUACUUGAGAAGUUAGUAAAUCUUAGAAUUAUUUGCUUUUUCGGUAUAGGUUUUGAUGACGUUGACAUUAAAUGGGCUAAAUCGCGUGGCAUUAGGAUUGGUCAUAGCAUCCAAGAUGGAAGAGCUGCCGCAAAUUUUGGUAUGGCACUAUUAUUGGCAAUGUCAAGGAAAAUAGUUCAGUGUGCCGAAUAUUUUCCGAAGACAUUGAAAACAAGUUUGUAUCCACCAGAACUUUUGGCACAUGACAUCACAGGAAAUUCGAUUGGAAUAAUUGGAAUGGGAACCAUUGGCUACAAGCUGGCAAUCAGAGCUCAUGCUUUUGAAAUGAAGGUGUUGUAUCAUCAAAGAAGGCAAAGGUCCGAAGAAGAAGAAGCAAAAGUGGAUGCGCAGUUUUAUAGUAGCUUGAUGGACAUGUUACCAUUGUGUGAUUAUGUUGUGAUUACCUGUACUUUGACACCACAAACGUAUCAUUUUAUUAGUCACAAGGAACUGGAGGCAAUGAAAAAGACAGCAACGUUAAUCAAUAUUGCCAGAGGAGAUAUCAUUGACCAAAGUGCUCUUGUUGAUGCACUGGAAUCAAGAAGGAUUGCAGGAGCUGCCCUGGACGUCACUACACCCGAACCCUUGCCAGUAGAUCACAAGCUUUACAACUUCCCAAAUGUUAUCAUUACACCACACUGUGCCACAAACACAGUUGCCAUGAGGAAAGAAAUUCGCGAGACAGCCUUCAGAAAUAUGGAGUUAGGUCUUCAUGAUGAACCUAUGUUAUCUGAAGUGAUUCUAGACUAGAAUGAGAGACAUUUCCAUCCGCUAGGAACACCUGCAUAAUGAUGGUUUUUAAAUCAGUAAAGAAGGAAGAGGAGGAGAGUAUCAACAACAAAAAGAAGGCAACACUGGCAAUGAUAACAUCAAUAAAAAUCUGUUAAUCAGUGAUAAAAAUCUAUUAAUCAUUAAUAAA